CAUUAAUUGUUUAAUAAAUUCCAGGUGAAAUGAGUCUGAAACUGCUGAGAAAUGCAUCAGUGCAGCUACAGGCCACACAGUCUGUUGAAGCUCUCGAAAAGAAUCUUGCUUUGCUUGAUGCUUUCUCUAAAAAGUACAGAAAGAAUUUAUCUGUUUAUGAAGCGAUUCUUACGUCCAAACUGUCGCAUCCUUCUAGUGAUCAAAUAUGGGGCAAUUAUUGCAAAAUCAAAAAAGACUUGAUAAACAUCAUUGACUUUGGAACUAACGAAGACAUACAGAGACAUGCGCUGCAGAUAUGUCUUAACUUUUUAUUUGCAGAAAUCAAGUUCUGUUCAGCUGCGCCUAUUUUUGACACGUUAGUUAAAGAUUCGAUCGGUAACCUCUUGCGAUGUUUAUGCCUAGAUGGGCCCAAAAAGCUUUCAAUUACAUUUAUUCAAUUUUGUAAUAAGAAGCCAGACUAUAUAGUGUUUAUAGUAGCUGUCUUUAAUUCUAGUGGUUUUACUGAAUCUUUUGAGCUGUUGGAUACUACCCAGAGAGAUCACUUAGUAAAAUGCUUGCUGAAAUUCAAUUUCGAGAGUGCAAUUGAAUAUUGUAAGGCGAGUGAAGAUAGUACUUCUUUAAAGAAGUUUCCCUCUAAGUUAUCAAAAGUUUGGCUCACUGUUUUGACGUGGCACCUCAGCGUACAGACCAAAACUUUGAUUCUUACAAAAAUGCGUGAUAGAAUAAUACCCACUUUUGCAGAUUGCCGCGACUUAACUGACUUUUUGAUUAAAGUUCUCGAAGGUGAUUCCAGUAAGCUUAAAUUUCUGGCUUUGGAGUGUUUUUACGUUCUAGUUGCCAAAUAUAAUAUUGAAUAUCCUGGCGUUUACGACAAGCUACUUGCAAUGUGCUCUGAAGAAAGUUUUCAACUAUCCAGCUACACCACAAUUUUUCUUGAAAUUCUGAAGAAGUUUUUGAUGUCAACUAAGUUAUCUCUAGAAAUUUUGAAGCUAUUUACAGUGAGAUUAGGUCAUAUUGUGUGCAAAUGUGAGAGUGGAGUUAUUAUAUCUGUAUUAAACCUACUACAGGAUAUUUUAUUGCAACACAAGUUAAUAUCUUCCCAGCAUUACGACGGGCAACGCGAAGAGUUCUUGGAUGUUUUACUCACUUUAGAAGCGUCAAUGCAAAUGCAUUACAACCCUAAACUAAGAAAAGCAGCUGCAAUGUUUUUGAGAAACCUGGAUGAAAAUGAUGUGGAGCAAAUGUCCCAAAGUGUAGAUGAGCUUAUGGAAAAACUUUCGGACAAAGCAAUUAACAAAUCUGAUAUUAUGUUUAACGCUUUAAUUGAAUAGUUAUUUCUGUCUG
Symsagittifera roscoffensis is the source of this 1344-nucleotide messenger RNA. RefSeq lists its product as uncharacterized. The coding region runs from base 30 to 1331 and encodes 433 amino acids. Lineage: Eukaryota; Metazoa; Xenacoelomorpha; Acoela; Convolutidae. Gene Ontology annotation, cellular component: Noc4p-Nop14p complex; nucleolus; small-subunit processome. The transcript has a single exon. Gene Ontology annotation, biological process: ribosome biogenesis. The record is from RefSeq and is a predicted model, not a curated record.